Molecule: messenger RNA, 660 nt
Organism: Peniophora sp. CBMAI 1063
Lineage: Eukaryota; Fungi; Basidiomycota; Agaricomycetes; Russulales; Peniophoraceae
Source: the annotation of a GenBank genome assembly
AUGUGGAACGUGAUGAAUUACUUUGGCGGGCGGCGCGACCCAAAGCAGAGCGCGCGGGAGGCGAUUGUGACGCUGAGGGAGCAGUUGUUAUUGAAUGAGAAGAAGGAGGAGAUGCUGUAUAGGAAGAUCGACGAGGCGAUGGCGACGGCACGGGCGAACGCUACGUCCAAUAAAGCGCGCGCCACGCAGGCAUUGAGACAGAAGAAGAUGCACGAGGCAGAUUUAGAGCGUCUGGGAAACCAGAAGAUGCAACUCGAGAUCCAGAUCAACACGCUCGAGGGCGCGAACAUGAACGCCGAGACGAUGAUGGCGAUGAAGAAGGGCGCGGAUGCCCUGAAGGUCAUACACAAGAAUAUGGAUAUCAACAAAGUUGAGCAGACGAUGGCGGACAUCGAAGACCAACGGUUGCUCGCGGACGAAGUCUCACGAGCGAUCGCAUCCCCGGUCACUGGCGAAAUCAUCGACGAGGACGAGCUCAAGGACGAGCUCGAACAGCUGCAACAAGAGGAGCUCGAUGCACAACUGGCUGGCGCAUCACACGUUCCGGCACAUGUGCCCGUUGGCGCUGUCGCAGGCAGAGAGCCGCCACAGCAAGCGGCCAACACGGACGACGAUAUGGAACGCGAGCUGCGCGAAUUGCAGGCACAACUGGCCAUGUAG